This is a messenger RNA of Aspergillus caelatus, 1307 nucleotides long. RefSeq names its product V-type ATPase assembly factor PKR1. The transcript is spliced from 2 exons. Gene Ontology annotation, cellular component: endoplasmic reticulum membrane. The record is from RefSeq and is a predicted model, not a curated record. Gene Ontology annotation, biological process: vacuolar proton-transporting V-type ATPase complex assembly. Lineage: Eukaryota; Fungi; Ascomycota; Eurotiomycetes; Eurotiales; Aspergillaceae. Bases 481 to 1038 code for a protein of 185 amino acids.
UUUUCUUUUCCCUUACAAAACCUCCAACAUCGCCAACAAUAAUUAAUAUCUACACGCGAUUUUACUCAACGUCUUUCCUCCUCCACCCUCUAGUCAGUAAUCCCCACGGGGAAGGACCAUAGAUUUUUAACUCAGGCCUAGCUUCCCCCCCUUGGACAAACUUGGGGCUGGCUCCAGUUUUCCGGACUCGACCUUUCUCCACAUCUCGCAUUUCAAAGGCCGACCGCUCAGCUUCGGUUACCCGCCGACUUUUCGGAGACACAAGCGUCCUAAACGUCGUCGCUCCCUUUCACCAAACCUAGAUUGUGCCUUGAUUCAGCGUGUCCGACUUGGAACCUGUAGCGCAGUCGAAAAAACCCUCCACGGAUUCCAUUUUCCGACUCAACGUCAUUCCACAGCAUAAACCCCUGUCUCAGACACGGAAUCCAUCUCCCUUCCUGUUCCCCGCAAGUAACCCGGCCCGAAGCAUAACCAGAAAUUAUGGUAUCGUUUGUGGAGGAUCUUUGGGCUAGCAUCUUUACCCCGGGUCCCACUCCCACCCUGCUCGUCGCUGCCAACGCCACCUUCGCCGCACUCCAACUGGUUCUGUUCCUGCUCCUUCUUGCUACCCACAGCAUCCACUUCGUUGUCCUCUCCGUCCUCUCCGCGUCAUUAUGGUGGUCGAUCAACUGGUUUGCUCAGGAAUUGGCAGCGGUGCAGAAACAAGAGGCUGAGAAGGGAAAGACGCAGUCGAAGGAACUGCUCACGGAGGAAGACAACGAUGACAAGAGGAAGUCGGAAGUCAGUCGGAGGACACCAGGAGCUCUUGACAGCACGGAAAGUGACACCGAGACCGAGAGUUUGAUGGAGCGUAAAAUCUCUGCGGUAUCCGCUGCUGCUCCGCCGUCCACCACCACUACCGCCCCUACUGCGGCUACUCUUCAACCCCCGGAGCAGCAAGGAGGGAUUCGGAAACGGCCCAGCAUGAGCGGAGAGAGCUCCGGGUAUGUGAGCACGGAUAGUGAAUGGGAAAAGGUGGAUGACAAAACCACUGCGUAGGCAUAAGUUCUGUUUGGAUAAAAAUUGCGCGGCCUGUUUUGCACUGCUCGAGUGCCGCUCGCAGGCAUGACACUCUUAAAGAUACUUUCCGUAUCAGAUGAUAUAACUAUAUGUUUGACGUGCAUUUUGGUUUGCGUGUACCGACAGAUACCCCAUAGAUGACGACUCUGCUUAUGCACCGUUGGUAAAUGAGUUUCACUGGUGAUAACUCGCUCAGAGACUUACGUUCGUUAUGCCAGUCCGGAGAGAAUAUAAACAUCACAUUAUCA